Molecule: messenger RNA, 9964 nt
Organism: Gryllus bimaculatus (two-spotted cricket)
Lineage: Eukaryota; Metazoa; Arthropoda; Insecta; Orthoptera; Gryllidae
Source: the annotation of a GenBank genome assembly
CAGUUGGAAUGUAUGCCAAAGACAGUGAAUAUGUUCCAUUUUGUGAACCUUGUGAUUGCUCUGGGAAGGUUGAACAGUGGCUGAUUCAACUAACAAUUACUAUGCGUAAAACAAUGCGCCAUAACUUUGAAGACUGUAUUUUGACGUAUGAGGAGAAGGCUCGGGAACAAUGGAUAUUUGAUUAUCCAGCUCAGGUGGCCUUAGUUGGUACUCAGAUCUGGUGGGCAACAGAAGUGAAUAUAGCAUUCUCAAGGUUAGAAGAAGGUUAUGAACAUGCUAUGAAAGAAUAUCAAAAGAAGCAGAUUGCUCAGUUAAAUGUUCUCAUUACUCUACUGUGUGGAGAAUUGACUGAUGGAACUCGCCAAAAGAUCAUGACUAUUUGUACAAUUGAUGUACAUUCAAGAGAUGUUGUAGCUAAAAUGAUACAAAUGAAAGUUGACAACUCUCAAGCUUUCCAAUGGCAGUCACAGUUGAGGCAUCGUCACUGCAUUUGGUAAUGGGAGGGGCUCCAGCAGGACCUGCAGGAACAGGAAAGACUGAGACGACAAAAGACCUUGGACGAGCAAUGGGAGUAAUGGUGUAUGUAUUUAAUUGUUCUGAACAAAUGGAUUACAAGUCAUGUGGUAAUAUUUAUAAAGGACUGGCACAGACUGGGGCUUGGGGCUGUUUUGAUGAAUUCAACCGGAUAUCAGUAGAAGUAUUGUCUGUAGUGUCUGUACAAGUUAAAUCAGUUCUUGAUGCUGUUAAAACAAAGAAAAUUACCUUUAAUUUCAUGGGAGAAGAAAUUCAAUUGGUGCCCACUGUUGGUAUGUUCAUUACAAUGAAUCCGGGUUAUGCAGGAAGAACUGAACUGCCAGAAAAUCUGAAAACCCUGUUCAGACCAUGUGCCAUGGUAGUACCUGAUUUUGAACUGAUUUGUGAAAUUAUGUUGGUAGCAGAAGGCUUUCAAGAUGCUCGAUUGUUAGCUCGGAAAUUUAUUACUCUUUAUCAAUUAUGCAGGGAACUACUUUCCAAACAAGAUCACUAUGACUGGGGUUUACGAGCUAUUAAAUCUGUGCUGGUUGUGGCUGGAGCACUGAAGCGAGGUGACAGAGAGAGACCAGAAGACCAAGUCUUGAUGCGUGCGUUACGUGAUUUCAACAUUCCAAAAAUAGUCACUGAUGAUAUUCCAAUAUUUAUGGGCUUAAUUGGUGAUCUGUUUCCUGCACUUGAUGUUCCAAGAAAAAGAGAUCUAGAAUUUGAAAAGUUGGUGAAGCAAUCUGCUGUGGAAUUGAAGUUACAGCCUGAAGAUAACUUUAUUCUGAAGAUCGUACAACUGGAAGAGUUAUUAGAAGUUCGACAUUCUGUAUUUAUAGUGGGAAACGCAGGCACUGGAAAAACUAUGGUUUGGAGAACAUUGUUUAAGACUUACCAAACUCAGAAACUGAAGCCUGUUUUUAAUGAUUUAAAUCCUAAGGCAGUAACCAAUGAUGAGUUAUUUGGAAUAAUUAAUCCAGCAACACGAGAGUGGAAGGAUGGUCUGCUCUCUGUACUGAUGAGAGAUCAAGCCAAUAUGUCAGGUUCUAGUCCAAAAUGGAUUGUACUUGAUGGUGAUAUAGAUCCUAUGUGGAUUGAAUCCUUAAAUUCUGUAAUGGAUGAUAAUAAAGUACUCACACUGGCCAGUAAUGAGCGGAUUGCUUUAACACCAGUAAUGCGCUUAAUAUUUGAAAUCUCUCACCUAAGAACAGCUACUCCUGCUACUGUAUCAAGAGCUGGAAUUUUAUAUAUCAAUCCUCAAGAUCUUGGUUGGAAUCCAACAAAAAUGAAAAAAAUUACUCCUAUUGCUGAAAUAUCUCAUGUUCAGAUGCUAUGUCAUUUGCUGGAUUGUUUAUUAACUCCCACAAAUGUUCCAAAUGACUGUCCCAAAGAAUGGUAUGAAAUAUACUUUGUCUUUGCAUGUGUUUGGGCUUUUGGAUCUACCAUGUUUCAAGAUCAGCUUACAGAUUAUAGAGCAGAAUUUUCAAAAUGGUGGGUAAAUGAAUUUAAAGUAGUAAAAUUUCCAGCAGAAGGUUCUGUGUUCAAUUAUUAUAUUGACACAGAAACAAAGAAUUUUGUUUUAUGGAAUGAAAAAAUAAGAGAAUUUGACCUUGACUAUGAUAUACCUCUUCAGACUACACUAGUUGAUACUAGUGAAACUGCCCGCUUGCGAUUUUUUCUGGACAUGCUAGUGGAUAAAAGAGUUCCUGUAAUGCUAGUUGGUGCAGCUGGAUCAGGGAAAACCGUAAUUAUUUCUGACAAACUUAAUAAUCUCUCAGAAGAAUAUGCAGUCACAAAUGUGCCAUUCAACUUUUAUACAACUUCUGAAAUGCUGCAGAAGAUAUUAGAAAAGCCUUUGGAAAAGAAGGCAGGACGUAAUUUUGCACCUCGAGGAAAUAAAAUAAUGGUUUAUACAAUAGAUGAUAUGAACAUGCCUGAAGUUGAUGCUUAUGGUACAGUCCAACCACACACCCUAAUUCGGCAAUACAUGGAUUAUGGGCAUUGGUAUGAUCGAUCCAAGUUAACUCUGAAGGAUAUUCAUAAUUGUCUUUUUGUGGCAAGUAUGAAUCCUACUUCAGGAAGUUUUACUAUAAGCCCUCGGUUACAAAGACAUUUUUGUGUAUUUGCAUUGAAUUAUCCAUCAGGAGAACCAUUAUUUCAUAUAUAUAGUACUAUUUUGGAUCAACAUUUAUCUCACCCUAAUUACAAAUUUCCUACUGCAGUCAAGAAGUGCACUUCACAAGUAGUGUCAGUUUCAUUGCAACUACAUCAGAAGAUGACUUCAGUAUUUUUACCAACUGCUGUCAAAUUUCAUUAUCUUUUUAACCUCAGAGAUCUUUCCAACAUAUUUCAGGCUUUAUUAUUUGCUACUCCUGAAUGUUUAGUAAAUGAAUCUGCAUUCAUUCGUCUUUGGAUGCAUGAAGCAAUGAGAGUAUAUGGUGAUAAAUUGGUAGACGAGAAUGAUAUUGAAUCCUUCAAUAGGAUAAUUAAUGAUAUUGUAAGGAAAGGUUUUGAGCAGAUCAAUGAAAAUGAAGUGUUUCUAAAGCCUCUUAUCUUUUGCCAUUUUGCUGAUGGUCUUGGAGAAAGUAAAUACUUGCCUAUCAGAGACUGGAAGCAUUUGCAAAAUUUACUUAAAGAUGCUAUUUCUCAAUAUAAUGAUCUUGUAGCAGCAAUGAACCUUGUCUUAUUUGAAGAUGCAAUGAGCCAUGUGUGUCGCAUUAAUCGCAUAGUGGAAGGACCACGAGGUAAUGCUCUUCUUGUAGGAGUUGGAGGGAGUGGAAAGCAAUCAUUGUCUCGUCUUGCUGCUUUUAUAUCAUCUCUGGAAGUAUUUCAGAUACAACUUUCAAAAGGAUAUGGGAUAAGUGAUAUGAAAUCAGACAUAUCAUCUCUUUACCUCAGAGCAGGACUCAAGAACGUAGGUACAGUAUUUCUUAUGACAGAUGCUCAAGUAGCCAACGAAAAGUUUUUAGUUCUUAUAAAUGACAUGUUGGCAUCUGGCGAAAUAUCAGAUUUAUUUGCUGAUGAUGAAGUUGAAAAUAUUGUUGCUGGUAUGAGAAAUGAAGUCAAGACUUCUGGAUUACAAGAUACAAAAGAAACAUGUUGGAAAUUUUUCAUUGAAAAAGUACGUCGAAAUAUGAAAGUAAUGUUGUGUUUCUCACCAGUAGGAUCUACUCUGAGAAUAAGGGCUCGUAAAUUUCCAGCUAUUAUAAAUUGCUCAUCCAUUAAUUGGUUUCACCCAUGGCCUCAAGAAGCACUUGAAUCUGUGUCUAGUCAGUUUCUCCAAGACAUAAAUGUACUACCAGAAGGUAUAAGAAAGUCAGUAUCUGUAUUUAUGGCAUAUGUACAUACAUCUGUUAAUGAAAUGUCGGUAAUGUAUCUCCGUAAUGAACGCCGUCAUAAUUAUACAACACCAAAAACAUUUCUAGAGCAGAUCAGUUUAUAUUCAAAAUUAUUAACACAAAAGACAAGAGAGUUGGAGAGCCGAAUCAUCAGGCUUGAGAAUGGUCUAUUGAAAUUAGCUAGCACUGAAAAGCAGGUAGAUGGUCUUAAAGAAAUAUUGGUAGUGCAAGAAAUUGAAGUUAAUGAGAAGAAUGAGCAAGCAGACCAGCUUAUAAAAGUUGUAUCAGCAGAACAAGAAAAAGUAACAAUGGAGAAAGCAAUUGCUGAUGCAGAAGAAGCCAAAGUUCGUAUAAUUGAAGAAGAUGUUUCAGUUAAACAAAAAGUUUGUGAGGCAGAUCUAGCUAAAGCUGAACCUGCUCUAAUAGCAGCUCAAGAAGCACUAAACACUUUAAACAAAAACAAUUUAACUGAACUUAAAUCGUUUGGGUCUCCACCAGAUGCAGUUGUCAAUGUGGUAGGAGCUGUUAUGGUUUUAUUUUCUCAAAGAAACAAAAUACCCAAAGACAGAAGUUGGAAAGCAUGUAAAAUGAUGAUGGGAAAAGUUGAUGCAUUUUUGGAGAGUCUAUUGUGUUAUGACAAAGACAAUAUUCAUCACGAAAUUGUGAAAGCAGUUAAAGAAUACUUGAAUGAUACAGAAUUUAAUCCAGAUCAUAUUCGAUCCAAAUCAUUUGCUGCAGCUGGUUUGUGUGCUUGGGUUAUUAAUAUAGUAAAGUACAACGAAGUGUAUGAAAUGGUGAAACCAAAGAGAAUAGCUUUGAAGGCAGCUAAUGCAGAAUUGGCAGCUGCUCGAGAAAAACUGAAGGUUGUUACUGACCAGAUUAAAUCAUUAGAAGACAAAUUAGCAAUACUGACUCAAGAAUAUCAAGAGGCUGUUGCAAAAAAAGAACAUUGCCAAAGAGAAGCUGACAAAACAGCUACCACAAUUGAUCUCGCCAACAGAUUGGUGUUAGGAUUAGGAUCAGAAAAUGUUAGAUGGCGAGAAAGUUUAGCACACUUAAAAACAUCAAGUUCAAAACUUCCAGGAGAUGUUUUAAUGAUUACUGCUUUCAUCUCCUAUGUUGGAUGUUUUACACGUCAGUAUAGGUCAGAUUUAUUAUAUAAAUAUUGGUUUCCUUAUCUCACUACAUUAAAACCUGAAAUUACAUUGACAGAAAAUCUUGAUCCAUUAGCACUGCUAACAGAUGAUGCACAGAUAGCUAAAUGGAACAAUGAAGGACUUCCAAGUGAUCGUAUGUCUGCAGAAAAUGCCACUAUUUUAACAAACUCAUCUCGUUGGCCUUUAAUGAUAGAUCCUCAACUGCAAGGAUUAAAAUGGAUAAAAAAUAAAUAUAGUGAAAACUUAAAAGUUAUUCAGCUUGGGAAUAAAUCUUGUUUGGAUAUAAUAGAAGUAGCACUUUCAAAAGGAUAUACAGUUUUAAUUGAAAAUAUUGGUGAAACAGUUGAUGCAGUUCUUGAUCCUCUUUUAGGAAGAAAUUUUAUUAAAAAGGGCACAGCUAUUAAAAUUGGUGAUAAGGAAGUAGACUUCAAUCCUAAUUUUCGUUUGAUUCUCCAUACUAAGCUGGCUAAUCCUCACUACAAACCAGAAAUGCAAGCACAAACUACUCUUAUCAACUUUACUGUUACAAGGGAUGGAUUGGAAGAACAACUUCUUGCAGAAGUGGUGAAAGCUGAACGGCCAGAUUUAGAAGCUUUAAAAUCAGAGCUUACAAAGCAACAAAAUGAUUUUAAGAUCACUUUAAAAGAACUGGAAGAUGACUUAUUGCAUAGAUUAGCAUCAGCUGGUGAAGAUAUUCUGAGUGAUGUAGCACUUGUAGAAAAUCUUGAAACAACAAAACGGACUGCUGCAGAAAUUGAAUUGAAAGUAGAAGAAGCAAAACAGACAGGGGAAGAAUUAGAUGUAGCACGUGAACAAUAUCGCUCAGCUGCAGCUAGAGGAUCAUUGCUGUAUUUUAUCUUAAAUGAUCUCUACAAGAUUAACCCUAUUUAUCAAUUUUCUCUGAAAGCAUUCAGUGUAGUUUUUAAAAGAGCGAUAGAGAAAGCUGCCACAGGUGUCACUGUGUGCGAAAGAGUUUCAAAUCUUUUGGAUAAUAUUACAUUUUCUGUUUUUAUGUACACAAGUAGAGGGUUAUUUGAAAGUGACAAAUUAAUAUUUUUGGCUCAAAUGACAAUUCAAAUUUUACUUCAUGCUGAAGAAAUUGAGCCAUCUCAGCUAGACUUUUUACUUCGUUUUCCUUGUGCUCCAAAUGCAGUUAGUCCGGUAGAGUUUCUUUCCAAUACAAGUUGGGGUGCUCUUAAAGUUCUCUCCACUUUAGAUGACUUUAGGAAUUUGGAUCAUGAUAUUGAAAGUUCUGCAAAGCGCUGGAGAGGGUUUGUAGAUUCACAAUGUCCUGAAAAAGAAAAAUUUCCUCAGGAAUGGAAAAAUAAAACCCUUCUAGAAAGAUUAUGUAUGAUGCGAUGUCUAAGGCCAGACAGAAUGACUUAUGCAGUUAGACUUUUUGUAGAAGAAAAGUUGGGCAGCAAAUUCACUGAAGCAAGAAGUCCAGAAUUCUCACAGUCUUACAAAGAAAUGAACAAAUCAACACCUGUGUUUUUUAUUCUGUCCCCUGGAGUCGAUCCAUUACGCGAUGUUGAAAAACAAGGAAAACGCCUGGGAUACACACUUGACAAAGGGAAUUUUCAUAAUGUUUCUUUGGGACAAGGACAAGAACCUGUUGCAGAAGAAGCCUUAAAUAAGGCUGCUCGGAAAGGUCACUGGGUAAUUUUACAAAAUAUUCACCUUGUGAAAAACUGGCUUCCUUAUCUAGAGGAGAAAAUAGAACGUUGUCAUGAAACUGGUCACAGGAAGUUUAGACUCUUCAUGAGUGCAGAACCUGCCCCAGAACGGUCAUGUCAUGUGAUUCCUCCAGGGAUUUUAGAAUCGUCCAUCAAAAUCACAAAUGAGCCUCCAACUGGCAUGCAGGCCAAUUUACACAAAGCUCUGGAUAAUUUUUCCCAAGAUGUUUUAGAAAUGUGUUCGAAGGAAGCAGAAUUCAAAGCAAUUUUAUUCUCGCUUUGUUACUUUCAUGCUGCAGUUGCAGAACGGCGGAAGUUCGGAGCCCAAGGGUGGAAUCGUAUAUAUCCUUUCAAUUUUGGCGACCUCACUAUUAGUGUUAAUGUCCUCUACAAUUAUUUAGAAAGUAAUAGCAAAGUUCCGUGGGAAGAUUUAAGAUACUUGUUUGGUGAAAUAAUGUAUGGAGGCCAUAUCACUGAUGACUGGGACAGAAAUCUCUGUCGCACAUACUUGGAGGAGUACAUGAAGCCUGAGUUGAUAGAAGGAGACCUCUUUUUUGCUCCGGGCUUCCUCGCUCCUCCCAAUUCUGAUUACUCUGGUUAUCACAAGUACAUAGAUGACCACCUGCCUCCCGAAUCUCCCUAUCUGUAUGGAUUACAUCCAAAUGCUGAAAUUGGAGUACUCACAACAACUUCCAAAAAAUUAUUUCAAACAGUUCUGGAAUUGCAACCUCGAGAUGCAGGGGCAGGAAGUGGAACAGCUAGCACUAAAGAGGAGAAGAUUAAACAAGUCUUGGAAGAUAUUUAUGAUAAGAUUCCUGAAGAAUUCAAAAUUUCAGAGAUGAUGGGAAGAGUGGAGGAUAGGAAUCCCUACAUACUUGUAGCAUUUCAGGAAUGUGAGCAGAUGAAUUUUCUUACAAGUGAAAUGAAAAAAAGUUUAAAAGAGCUAGAACUUGGACUGAAGGGUGAGCUGACUAUAUCUAAAGACAUGGAACUUUUGAUGGAUGAUUUAUUUAUUGACAAGGUCCCACAGACAUGGAUGGCAAAAGCUUAUCCUUCUAUGCUCACUCUUGGCCCAUGGUUUGCUGACUUUCUAUUGCGUCUUAGGGAACUGGAGGGUUGGACUAAUGAUUUUAUGUUGCCAGCAUCUGUUUGGCUUUCUGGAUUUUUCAAUCCUCAGUCAUUCUUAACUGCAAUCAUGCAGUCAACAGCAAGAAAAAAUGACUGGCCACUUGAUCGAAUGUGUCUCAGCUGUGAUGUAACAAAAAAACAGAAAGAUGAUUUUACGUCACCUCCCCGAGAAGGAGCAAACGUGCAUGGAUUAUUUAUGGAAGGUGCUCAAUGGGACGUUAAAAGUGGUGGCAUUGUUGAUGCAAAAUUAAAAGAUCUUUUUCCUGGAAUGCCUGUCAUUUACGUAAAAGCCAUCACUCAAGAUAAACAAGAUCUUCGCAAUUUGUAUGAAUGUCCAGUGUAUAAGACACGCAUUCGUGGUCAUACAUAUGUUUGGACAUUCAACCUAAAAUCAAAACAGAAGGCUGCAAAAUGGACUCUUGCAGGUGUUGCUCUUUUGCUUCAAGUGUAGGUUUAAGUAUUGUAGAGAGUAAAUAUCAUUAUUCGCUCAUUAAUUAUUUGAACCAUUCAUAGAUCAAUUUAAGUAAUUAUACAGCUCUUCAAAAUAACACCUCCCUUUAAGUCUUACACCAAUUUAAAAUCAAGUUAAAAAUAUUUAUAAACAAAAAAAGAAAAAUUGUGUAUUAGAAAACCAAAUCAGGAUUUCAAAUAUUUCUUUAACAGUUUUAUUUUAGUUGGACUUGUUUUCAAACAACAGAGAAUUUUGUGACACUAAUGUUAAAAUAUAUAAAAAUGCAUAUUAUGAGCUAUUAAUUGUAUGUUAUGAAUGAGUUUCGAAACUUAAAGCAUUACGUUGCUUGUCAAAUUUAUUUACAAUAACUUUGAAUUCUUUUAUACAUUUCAUUAGAAUCUUUUCAUGUAAUUUUACUAAUCAUUUUGGCUAAAUUAUAAAAACUGAAGUUGUUUCUUUCAUUGAAAUGUUUUGUUUUCAGAAAGCAUCUGAUUAAUAAAAUGCUUUAAUUUUUUAGGGAAUUGGUCAAUUUUUAGGGAGGACAUAUGUAUUUAAAAUCACUUUAAUUAUUUUAAUACAGAUCACAUAGUCAAUUUAUUGAAGAAAAAAUACACUAAGUAAAUUAUAAUUAAAAGGAUAAAAUAUAGAAGUUGUUUAUGGCCAAUUUUGUCUUUGCAAAACAAGACUCACUUCUGAGCUUGUUCUAGAAACCCACCACAUCAAGAAUAAAUUUAUUUUUUUACACUGUAAGUCUGUACAAUUCUAAGAUUUCAGCUUAAAAAUUAGGAAUAUUUUGCAGUGAAACACUGUGUAAAAAAACUUACGUAUUUUAUCCUUUCAACUAUAACUUGAACAGUAUAAAUAAUUUUAAAAUAUAAUAGUUUGAAAUAACAAAUGGACUAUGGAAUCACAGUGAUUAUAGUAAUUACAGUACUUCUCUAAGAAUGCCUACAAGUUCACUCUACAAAUAUCAUAGCAGCCAAAUGCCAUAUCAAAAAUUCAAUAAAGUGAUGAACAUUAGAAUAUUGAAGGUAAAAUGCUAAAUAUUACAAAUAACGAUUCAUUAUCCCUCUUGAAUCGACUUCCUUAUUUUUUAACAAGUUUCAAAUGUGCACAGGGGAGUAUUAAUUGGCAUGCAGAACAAGCAUGUGCUUAGAUUCUGCCUCAGCCCCUCAUGGGACCACAAUAACUUUUUCAACAAAAUUUAUAUUUGUUCAUUAAUAUGGCCUGUAAACAUUACCAUUAAAUCUUUUAUUACAAAUACAAAAACUGAUAUAAUUAAUUAAGAUUUUAAAAAAUGCCACACAAAAUGUUGACCAAAAUUUAACAAUAUAUAUAUAUAAUAAGAAAUGCAAAUACUAUAAUUGUUAUUUUGGUAUUAAAUUUUAAAUUGGACACGUUAUAAUUUUCAUAUUAAUAUUGACAACAUUUGUUCAAUAUUUCAAUAUUAUUAUGGCUCCUCAUAAUUUGUUUGUACUUGGGACCCCUUAAGAUAUUAAUUCAGAACAAGCAAACAAGCAACAACAACAAAACCAAACUUUUCAGAAAGUAAGUGAAGAAGUAAGGGAGCUGAUUCUGUGAGCUUCAGAAAGGCUGUGCUGAAAAUAUAUAAUACACGUUUAUGUAGAAAAUAUAUAGAUUUAUAGAAUAUCAAUAUAAAAUGUGUUGCUUAUCAUUUAUUUUUACAAUAAAGUCUAC